UUAAAAAUUCUAAAUUCGAUGAUAAUAUUUGGUUGCUUAGCAACGACGUAAAUAUUUUCAAUUUUCUGUUUGAAUUUCAACAAUUUUCACGUAGUGAUUACAUACUCUUUGAUAUCAUUUCAGUCUCUACAAAUAUUACAUAUUAAUUAAUAUUAAAAAAUAGCUCUUGGAUAAAGAGAUAUCACGAAAAUAACUUCAUUAUUAAUAUUACUUAUUAAUAAUUAUUCAUUCAAUAAAUGGAAUAAGAAAUGUAGUUAUAGUAAAACUGAAAUAAUCUACAGUUCAUUGAAUUAAGUACUUACUAUUUAACAUGGGUGAUAAGGAAGACGUCGAUAUCCGCUUAGAGUUUCUGAGCGAAUACCUUUUGCGGACACUUAAGCAAAAAAUCGAGAAAUGGAACAAGUUUAUUACUGGCGACGAUAGGCAUAUACUGUUCAAGUUCUUCGAGAUGCCGAAAUACGAGUUGCUCGUAUUCCGUAUCAACGCAGGUGGCAUGUUGACAUGCUCUCUAACUUUCCCGCCCGUCAACAAAGGCAAAAUGGUCUACUUCCUACGCAAUGUUGAGGAUAAAAUAACACAGACCAACUUUCGAAAGAUUCUAACAAUAGGGGAAAUGUCAGGCAAUGUUCUGAUGGAUUUAAGCGUAAUGGCGGAUGAGGUGAUCGGCCCUCUACUGUGUAACCCUGAGAACCAGAAGGGCUGGCCGAAAAUAGUGAAAACCGAUAUGAAAAGGCACGUUAACGAUCUGAGGGGUCUAAUGCAUCAACUUAAAGGAGAAAUGGCCAGUCAGACAAUGCUUCCGAUGCCAGAAGGUGUGGAAAAUAUUUAUAACGCUGAAGCGAGACUUAAAGAGACUGAUUCUGAGGAAGUAGAUCUUCAAUUAAAGACGAAUAUAGAAGGAGCGAUAAUAAAGUGGGCCCAGCAGGUUCACGAUUUAUUGCAAGAAGAUUCCUAUUUAGCGUUCAAAAGAACAAAGUUUCCGCUGCCGAACGCCGAUAUAGAAUUCUACGCGAGCAGGCUGCGCAACCUUGAAGGGAUUUACUCUCAACUGAGGGACCCGCGAGUCAAGCGGAUGGCGAAUUACUUAGAAGCGACGAGGAGCGUUUACUUCAAUUGCUUCAAAUCCAUGCUCACAAAUGUAGUGGCAGCUAUCAUAGAAUGCCGGGAUAUUUAUGUGUACCAGAGGCCACUGAUUCCGCACUUUGAAACGUUUGAAGGCACGGACUUCUUUGACGCAAAGCCUCUGAUAAGGCCCAUGUUCCACUGCAUAGGCCUGCUUUGGGGGAAUUCACGGUACUUCUGUAGCGUCGAGAAGUUAAUACCACUUCUACGGGAAGUAUGCAAUCUGGUUAUACAGCAAUGCACUAAUUCAAUCGAUCCGAACUCAAUAUUCCAAGGAGAGGCUGAUGAGCAAUUACUCAAAUUAAGGAAAGCAAUGGCAAUUUUAAACCAUUUUAUCGAAACCUACGAAAUGAAUCGCGACAAAGUCCAUACAUUCUUUCCUCCGGGCGUGUUGCCUGUGCGCUGGUCUUUCGACUUCGACCGGGUGUUUAUGCGAUUCAACGUCUAUAUGCAACGGUUGAAGAUGAUUGAAGAUAUUGUAGCGGCCACUGUCGAGGUUUUGAAGUUGGAAAAAGUUGAAUUCUCUGGACUUAGAGGCAAAAUAUUGAGUACAGAGUGUUUGAAGGUGUUAGAAGAUUAUACGUUGGACUAUCAGCAUCUCGGUAACAUUACAUAUGAUCCAGCAGAUCCCGAAGAUAACAGUUUCUUACGAGAUUACGAAAAACACAUGGGAGUGCUAGAGGAUGUUGAUAGGAAACUUGCUGCCCUUUUUUCACAGGGUUUGGACGAGUGUAACGAUUUGGACCACUUCUUUAAAUUUUUCCAAAUCAUCGGAGACCUAUACCAUCGCCCUAUAAUAAAAGCAGAGCUAAAAUCGAAGGUGGCGAAAUUAUUGGAUUUUAUGCAUACGAAUUUAGAUCAAGUUAAAGAAAUAUUUGACGAAGAAAUGGCGAAAUGGAAUCCAAAAAGCUGGGAGAGGCCUAUGGUGGAUCCGUAUUUUCCGCCGGUGAGCGGUGUGCUGUGGUGGAUCCACAAGCUACGGAGGAGAAUUCAGGCCCCAAUGGAGGAAUUUAUUUUAUUUGAAGAUCCCAUCACAGAAAGCGACAACGCCGUGUACCUGAAACAGAAACACAACGAAAUGCUGGGUUAUCUAAACCAGUUGGAGGAUAAGCAGUUUAAGCAGUGGGCUGCAACGGUGCCUACAAUAUGCAAAACUUACCUCGCUAAGAACCUUAUAUACAGAGAUCCGCCGUUUGUAAGAAAUAACUUUAGUCCUGAGCUCGUAAUGCUUCUGCGCGAAAUACGCUACAUGAAAUACUUGGAUAAGCAAGGAAUACCGCAGGAUGGAUUGGACUUGUAUGCAAGAAAUGAAAAACUACAGUACGACAUGAAUCGCCUCAACCGCGCUAUAGCGUGGUACAACGCAAUACGAGAGGGCAGUCACGAAACUGAAGUGGCUCUUAUAGAGAAAGAGAUAUCAGCGAUCGAUGAUCUGCUCGGUAGAGGUGUUGAGGAGCUUACCUGGAAUGAUGAUUUUACAGAAUGGAUGGCGGAAGUGUACGCAGCAAUCAACACUCUCCAAGAGCGCGUAUUGACAGCGCAGAACAAUGUUCGUACUGGACUAGCGAAUAUUGCAAAGUGGGGUGAUAAGCCAUUGCACAAUCGCAAAGAAAACCGGGACAAGUUGGAACUCCUGGCAGUGAAUGAACGACAUUCCAGAUUGGUUCAGCGGAGUAAGAAAAUCGCAGAUAGUCAUGCUGAGUUUCAAAAUAUAUUGAAAGAUAAUUACAAGUUGUUUUUCAACAUCCAAGAUGACGAAGAGUCUGAUGAGGAAGAAGAAGAACUGGAAGAAGUGGACGAAGAUGCGCUUGAUGAAGACGAGAAAGAAGCGAGAAGACUUAAGCUCCAGCAAAUGAUGGAAGCAAAAGAGGCUAAGCGUAUCGCUAGGGAACAGAGAGAGAUAGAAAAAGCCGAGUUGACGCAGGCCAAGUUUGAGAGAAGAGAGAAGAGGAGGCUUAAACGAGAAGCCAAGGAAGCGGAAAAAAGAGAGAGACAGGCAUUAAGAGAUGCAGGUGAGGAAGUUGACUCACCAGUAGAAGAAGAAGAAGAGUUGGACCCCGAAGAGCUGGCGGAUAUCGAAGAAGAACGACGUGAGAUGGAGAUAGAAGCGUUCCGCGCUGAGAGAUGGCCUGCCUACGUAGAGUACGUUGAUUCACUGGUAUCAGCGCAAAUAAUGAAAGCAGUUCAAUCAAGUCUAGAUCUAUUCGAGAAACAAACUGACUUGGAGAAAGGCCCGAGAAUGGCUUUCAUGGAAGUUAUUGCUGAACUUAGAGAUCCUGAUAUAUAUUUCUCUCCGUCACUGGAUCUUGACGACAUUGAUGGUCUGUAUGACACUCUGCGAGAAAUGAUGAAGGAUAUGUUUCUACAAGCAACAUUAUUUCCAAGAAUUGAUCCAAUCGUGCCGAUUGCUACUUAUGAAGAUGAUUUAAAAAAUGAAAAUGCAAUGAUCGAUCUGUACCACGAAAUACUAAAAAGAGUUGAAAAUAGUAUCAACGAUGUAGUACAAUAUGCCGAGAAAUAUGAAACAUAUGCGCAUUUAUGGCUCGAGGACAGACAAGAAGUGUUGGCGGGUUUCAUGAAGUAUGGACGCGUUAUUCCUCCUGAGGAGUUUGAUAAGUAUCGUUUUGAGAACGGUAGUGAUCCGCCUGAAGCCAAACCAACACUUGAACAAUACCAACUCGAGAUCGACAAAUACAAUGAGUUAUACAAUGAGGUAUCAAGCUUACCUAGUGAAUACCUCUGCAACGGUUGGCUAAAACUCGAUUUAAAGCGACUAAACCAGGCGAUCAUGAACAUCAUUUGCAAGUGGAGUAAUCUUUACAAGCAGAAUCUUAAGGACCAUGUGCAGACGAGCUUAGACGAUUUAGAGAAAUUCAUUGCCUACGCUACAAAAGAGUUGACUGUCGAGUUAGGAGAGGAUGAUUAUGAAGGUCUGUUGAAAAUCAUGGGCGUUCUCAAUGAAGUGAAGGCUAAGGCUGACGCUGGUACUGAAAUGAUGUUCGAGCCACUACGAGACAUUAUCUACGUCCUCAAGGAAUACGGUGUUGAAUUCCCUGAGGAGACUUAUGAACAGUUGGACAUACUUCCGGAGAAGUGGCGCAACCUCGUGAAGUUAGCGACGGUGAUGAAGAACGAAGUAGCACCAAUGCAGGCUGCACAGGCUGCCCUUAUAGCCAAACGGGUCGCGCUUGUCAAUCUACGCAUCAACAUGUACAGGGAUCAGUUUGGAUUAAAGGAUGUAUUCUAUGAAAGAUGCAAAGAACCUUACAGACAAAUAGACAAAAUUAAUCAAGAGCUCGGACAGUUUGAAGACAUAGUUAAAACUUUGAAGAAAUCUAGCAGUCUAUUUGACAUACAACCUCCGGAUGAGAAGAAUCUCAAGCAGUGUAGACGUGAAUUAAAGCUAGCGAAGCAACUUUGGGAUUACUAUAAUCUGGUAAUGGGUACGAUAGAAUUCUGGAAGAAAUCACCAUGGAAGAAGAUUGAUGCUGAUGGUAUGGAUCAGGAGUGCAAACGCUUUACAAAAGAUCUCCGACAGUUGGAUAAGGAAAUGAGGACAUGGGAACCCUAUCUCACAAUAGAAGCAACAAUUAAAAACUUGAUGACUUCACUGCGUGCUGUGACUGAUCUACAGAAUCCUGCCAUCAAAGACAGACAUUGGGUAGAGUUGAUGAUGGCUACCAAAGUCAAGUUUAAUAUCACUGAUGAUACAACACUAGCAGACUUACUGGCGCUAAACCUCCACAAAUAUGAGGAAGAAGUCAAGACAAUUGUUGAUAAGUCUGUUAAGGAAGCUGCAAUGGAGAAAACUCUCAAGGAGUUGGAGGCAACAUGGGCUGUCAUGGAAUUCGAGUAUACAACCCAUGAUAGGACUGGUGUUAAGUUGCCUAAAGCGAGUGAAGAGCUUGUUGAGGUUCUUGAAGAUAAUCAGAACCAAGUCCAAACCAUGAUGUCGUCAAAGUUUAUCGCCUUCUACGAAGAAGAAGUAACGGCGUGGCAGAAGAAGCUUGGCACCGCAGAUGCGGUUAUUGCGCUAUGGUUCGAAGUGCAACGUAAAUGGCAGUACUUGGAGAGUAUAUUUGUUGGCUCUGAUGACAUACGAUCUCAAUUACCUGAAGAUUCUAAGAGAUUUGAUAAUGUUGAUAAGACUUUCAAGGAAUUAUUAAAAGACAUAGCAGUUACCCCCAAUGUCAUUGAAGCUACGAAUAAGCCUGGGCUGCUAAAUAAACUAGAAGAAUUAAUGACAGCGCUUAAUCUGUGCGAGAAAGCUCUAAACGAUUAUUUGGAGACAAAACGCUUGGCGUAUCCACGGUUUUACUUCGUAUCUUCGGCAGAUUUGCUAGACAUUUUGUCCAACGGAAACAAUCCGCCCGCAGUGUGUCGGCAUUUAUCUAAAUUGUAUGACAACUUGGCUAAACUGGUGUUCGUGAAGCCGGGUAGUAAGCAUGCAUUUGAGAUGAUAUCUAAGGAGAACGAAGAACACGUACCAUUUAAGGCUCCGUGUUGCGAUUGCUCAGGGAAGGUUGAAAUAUGGCUGAACCGAGUUACAGACUGCAUGCGCUACACAUUACGUGAUAUAUUCGAGCACAGUGUAAAGUCUUAUGAGGACAAGCCUCGUGACGAGUGGGUGUUCGAUUGGCCAGCUCAGCCAGCUUUGGUCGGUACUCAGAUCUGGUGGACUACGGAGACCAACCAGGCCUUUGAGAAACUUGAAGAAGGUUACGAAAACGCUCUCAAAGAUUACCAGAAGAAACAAAUUGCUCAGCUCAAUGCAUUGAUUGUAUUACUGCUGGGUGAUUUGACUGUUGGCGAUCGUCAGAAGAUUAUGACCAUUUGCACCAUCGACGUACAUUCAAGAGAUGUUGUAGCUAAACUUAUUGUUGCUAAAGUGGAAACUUCCGCUGCUUUCCAGUGGCAAAGUCAAUUGAGGCACCGAUGGGACUUUAAGUUGAACAAUUGUUUUGCCAAUAUUUGCGACGCCCAAUUUCUGUACGACUAUGAAUACUUGGGCAACACACCACGCCUUGUAAUUACGCCAUUGACAGACAGGUGCUACAUAACCCUCACACAGAGUCUCCAUUUGGUAAUGGGUGGAGCUCCCGCGGGACCUGCUGGGACGGGUAAGACGGAAACUACAAAGGAUUUGGGCAGAGCUUUGGGUAUCAUGGUCUACGUGUUCAACUGCUCCGAACAAAUGGACUACAAGUCUUGCGGGAAUAUUUACAAAGGAUUGGCCCAAACUGGCGCUUGGGGAUGCUUUGAUGAGUUCAAUCGGAUCUCAGUCGAAGUACUGUCCGUAGUGUCAGUGCAAGUAAAAAGUGUCCUCGACGCCAUUAAGGCGAAGAAGAAGAAAUUUGACUUUAUGGGAGAGUUUAUUACUCUAAUUCCCACUAUUGGAAUGUUUAUCACGAUGAACCCUGGAUACGCAGGGAGGACUGAGUUGCCUGAAAACCUAAAGGCUCUAUUUAGGCCUUGUGCAAUGGUAGUACCAGAUUUCGAGCUGAUUUGCGAAAUCAUGUUAGUGGCAGAAGGCUUCCAGGACGCACGUCUACUUGCACGCAAGUUCAUCACGCUGUACACCCUGUGUAAGGAAUUGCUGUCCAAGCAAGAUCAUUAUGAUUGGGGCUUGAGAGCGAUCAAAUCUGUGCUUGUUGUCGCUGGCUCUUUGAAGAGAGGCGAUCGUUUAAGACCAGAAGAUCAAGUAUUAAUGAGAGCGUUAAGAGAUUUCAACAUACCUAAGAUAGUAACAGAUGAUAUGCCAGUAUUCAUGGGCUUGAUAGGAGAUUUGUUCCCCGCUUUAGACGUACCCAGAAAGAGAGAUUUCGAUUUUGAAAAGCAAUUGGUGGAAGGAGCUAUAUCUAUGAAACUUCAGCCUGAACCGGGAUUCAUUUUGAAGAUGGUCCAACUAGUAGAACUAUUUGCCGUACGGCACUCUGUGUUCAUCAACGGCUUUGCGGGCACCGGCAAAUCUAUGGUUUGGCAGUGCCUCAACAAAACAUACCAAAUGCUGAAAAUGAAACCGUAUUACAACGAUCUUGAUCCAAAAGCUGUCACAAAUGACGAGUUGUUCGGUAUAAUCAACCCAGCAACUAGGGAGUGGAAGGAUGGUCUGUUCUCCACCAUCAUGCGGGACAUGGCGAACAUGCCGGGUGACGGUCCCAAGUGGAUAGUGCUCGACGGCGAUAUUGAUCCCAUGUGGAUCGAGAGCUUGAACACUUUGAUGGAUGACAAUAAGGUGCUAACGUUAGCAAGUAACGAGCGUAUAGCUCUAACAAAGUCGAUGAGGUUGCUGUUUGAGAUAGCGACGCUGAGGACCGCAACGCCCGCCACCGUGUCUCGGGCUGGCAUCUUGUACAUCAAUCCGCAAGAUUUAGGGUGGAAUCCAUUUGUGGCAUCAUGGAUAGACACGACGCGCGACGAUGAAUCGGAAAAAGCGAUGUUGACAGUGAUGUUCGACAAGUACAUUCCACCCUUGCUGGAUUCUUGCAAGAAGUAUAAGCGAAUAACGCCACUGAGCGAGCUGCAGCAGAUCCAGCUUACAUGCUAUUUGCUGGAGUGUUUCCUCAAUAAGUCUUUACUGCCCACUGAUUGUCCAAAGGAAUGGUAUGAGACCUACUUCGUAUUCUGCGUCGUGUGGGGUUUCGGCUCCGGUCUCUUUCAAGAUCAGCUCGUGGAUUGGCGCAAUGAGUUCAGCAAGUGGUUCUGCAAUGAGUUCAAACAGAUCAAGUUCCCGUCUACCGGCAAUGUAUUCGGUUUCUUCAUAGACCCGGAAUCGAAGAAGUUUUUGCCGUGGUCUGAACGCGUUGAGGCGUUUGAGUUGGACCCAGAUAUACCGCUUCAGUCCUGCUUAGUAUCGACCUCGGAGACGACUCGUAUUCGCUUCUUCAUGGAUCUGCUGAUCGCGAAGCAGAAGCCAGUGAUGCUGGUGGGCAGCGCGGGCAGCGGCAAGACGGUCAGCGUCGCGGCCAAGCUCAACGCGCUAUCCGACAACUACGCUGUCACUAAUGUGCCGCUCAACUUCUACACCACUUCAGAGAUGAUCCAGAAGGUUCUAGAGAAACCCUUAGAAAAAAAGUCGGGCCGCAGUUUCGGUCCGCCGGGUAGCAAGUUUAUGAUUUACUUCGUCGACGAUCUGAACAUGCCCGAAGUAGACACGUACGGGACGGUGCAGCCCCAUACGCUCAUCAGGCAGUUCAUGGAUUAUCAUCAUUGGUACGACAGACAGAAGUUAACCCUGAAGGAUAUAUCAAAUUGCAUGUUUGUAUCAUGCAUGAACCCGACUGCUGGAUCGUUCACAAUCGAUCCAAGAUUGCAAAGGCACUUCUGUACAUUCGCUGUUAGUUUCCCCGGCAUCGAUGCGUGCUUCCACAUUUACAAGCAGAUCCUGUCCCAACACUUAGCUAACCCUGCAAACAAGUUCAACAUCCAAGUUCAACGCUACGCGGAAACUCUGGUGAACUGUGCGCUCGCUCUCCACUCCAAACUCUCCUCAACUUUCCUCCCAACCGCCAUCAAGUUCCACUAUAUAUUCAACUUGAGAGAUCUGUCCAAUAUAUUCCAGGGUAUAUUGUUCACAACUGGCGACGCUAUUAAGCUGAGUUCUGAGCUGAUACGGCUAUGGUUGCAUGAGGCCACUCGCGUGUACUCUGAUAAGCUGAUCGACUCGACCGACAACGAGACUUUCGCAAAACUCAUCUCUGACACCAUCAAGAAAAAUUGUGAAGACUUCGACGAAAACAUAGUAUUCGAAAAACCACUUAUUUAUUGCCAUUUCGCUGAAGGCAUUGGAGACCCUAAAUAUUUCCCUAUCAAAGACUGGCCACAUAUUAAAAAAUUACUCGACGAAUCUCUUUCGUCUUACAACGAUCUUGUGGCCACUAUGAAUCUUGUGCUCUUCGAGGAUGCUAUGUAUCAUAUAUGCAGAAUAAAUCGUAUUCUGGAAGCGCCACGUGGUAACGCUUUGCUAGUAGGUGUGGGAGGUUCUGGAAAACAGUCGUUGUCUCGACUGUCAGCUUUCAUCUCCUCACUUGAGGUCUUCCAGAUUCAGUUGCGCAAAGGAUACAGCAUAAACGACCUUAAAGUAGAUCUUGCGGGCCUCAACCUAAAAGCGGGACUAAAGAACAUUGGGAGCAUGUUCCUAAUGACAGAUGGCCAAGUGGCUGAGGAGCGGUUCCUUGUACUCAUCAACGAUUUGCUAGCCUCUGGAGAAAUACCUGAGUUAUUCGCCGAUGAUGAAAUAGAGAAUAUCAUUAACGGAGUAAGGGGUGAGACCAAGGCUACUGGUGUGCCUGAUACACGCGAGAACUGCUGGAGAUUCUACAUCAAUAGGGUGCGAACAAUGUUGAAGGUGGUGCUGUGUUUCUCCCCUGUGGGUGCGACGUUAAGAGUGCGCGCGCGCAAGUUCCCCUCCAUCGUGAACUGUACCGCUAUCAACUGGUUCCACGAGUGGCCUCAGGAGGCUCUGCGCUCCGUGUCCAAGAGGUUCAUUGCCGAAGUGGAGGCUUUACCGCCUAAUCUGAUAGAUCCAGUCGCGGCGUUCAUGUCGCAUGUCCAUCAAAGCGUGAACCAAAUGUCAGCAAUAUACUUCACAAACGAGCGUCGGUACAAUUAUACCACGCCAAAGACUUUCCUCGAACAGAUAUCCUUAUACUCGAGGCUGCUUACGGAAAAGACCAAGAAUUUGAAGAUGAUGAUAUAUAGACUCGAAAAUGGCUUAGAAAAAUUGGCAUCUUGCGCAGCUGACGUAGCAGUAUUAAAGGUAACUUUGGCCGAACAAGAAGUAAUAUUAAAAGUUAAAAAUAAAGCAGCUGAAGAACUUAUCGAGGUAGUAGGUGCUGAGAGUGAAAAAGUAUCAAAAGAAAAAGCAUUUGCUGCGGAAGAAGAGAAGAAAGUAAAAGUAAUAGAAGAGGACGUGACAAUAAAGGCAAAGAUUUGCGCAGACGACUUGGCUAAAGCUGAACCAGCAUUGAUCGCAGCUCAGGAGGCUUUGAAUACACUGAAUAAGAACAAUUUGACUGAGUUGAAGUCCUUCGGUUCACCACCUGACGCUGUCGUUAAUGUAACGGCUGCCGUACUUGUGCUGUUUUCUAAGAAAGGCAAAAUACCUAAAGAUAGGUCAUGGAAAGCUUGCAAGCUGAUGAUGGCUAAAGUUGAUCAAUUUUUAUACGACCUUGUUUAUUAUGACAAAGAAAACAUUCAUCCAGAUGUUAUCAAGGCGGUUAUGCCGUAUAUAAAGAACCCGGAAUUCAAUGCGGAUUUUAUAAUGUCAAAAUCGGCUGCGGCUGCCGGGCUUUGCUCUUGGGUUAUAAAUAUCGUAAAGUUCUACGACGUGUAUGUGGUGGUAGAGCCUAAAAGACGGGCUCUCAAUGCUGCCAAUGCAGAAUUACAGGCCGCGAGGGACAAGCUCGCAUUUCUCACCGAUCAGAUUCACGAACUUGAAGAGAAACUGGAAGAAUUGCUGAAAGCUUUCCAAGAAGCUGUCAAUGAGAAAAUUAAAUGUCAAGCAGAAGCUGAUGCCACAAACGCAACUAUUGAUUUAGCUAACCGAUUAGUGAAUGGUUUAGCUUCAGAAAAAAUAAGAUGGUCAUCAACAGUUGUAAAUCUGAAGGAAUCUGGCGUGAUGUUGCCGGGAGAUGUAUUGCUCGUGACAGCUUUCAUAUCAUACGUCGGUUGCUUUACGCGCCGCUACCGAUUGUUGCUCAUGGAUGAGGAUUGGGUUCCUACACUUCAGAAGACCGACCCCAAAAUCGAGACAACAGAAGGUCUGGAACCUCUAACGAUGUUGACAGACGAUGCUCAAGUAGCGGCAUGGAACAACGAAGGGCUGCCCACUGAUACCAUGAGCACAGAGAACGCAACUAUUCUCACCAAUUCCGCAAGAUGGCCGCUCAUGAUCGAUCCGCAACUACAAGGAAUAAAAUGGAUAAAAUCCCGAUACGGCGAAGCGCUUGUAGUGAUCCGACUGACGCAGCGUAACUACCUGGAUCGCAUUGAGCGUGCAGUCAGCAAUGGCGAUGUAGUGCUACUUGAGAAUAUUGGGGAGACGGUCGAUGCUGUACUUGAACCGUUGUUGGGACGUGUGCUUAUUCGGAAAGGACGUGUGCUGAAGAUUGGUGACAGGGAGAUAGAUUAUCAUGCAAACUUCAGGCUUUUGCUUCAAACAAAGCUGGCUAACCCUCACUAUCAACCAGAAAUGCAAGCACAAUGCACUUUAAUAAACUUUACUGUAACAAGGGAUGGUCUCGAAGAACAACUGCUAGGAGAGGUGGUUAAAGCAGAAAGACCAGAUCUCGAAGCGCUUCGUGCUGGUCUUACGAAAAUGCAAAAUGAUUUCAAAAUAACAUUGAAAAGUUUAGAAGACGAUCUGUUAAAGCGAUUAUCUUCAGCUGGGCCAGACAUUCUUAGUGAUUCAGCUUUGGUCAUUAAUUUGGAGACAACUAAGAAAACUGCUGCGGAUAUUGAAAUAAAAGUUGAAGAAUCAAAGGUUACUGCCGUCAAAAUUGAUGAAGCACGAGAAAGAUACAGAGGUGCAGCAACUCGAGCUUCGAUGCUGUAUUUCAUCCUGAACGACUUGUGCAAGAUAAACCCUAUGUACCAAUUCUCCCUCAAAGCGUACAGCGUUGUAUUCAAGGACGCGCUAGUAAGGGCUGAGGCUGCUGACGAGUUGGAUGCAAGAGUGGCCAAUCUGUUGGACAGCAUCACAUUUGCCGUGUUCGUGUAUACUAGUCGAGGGUUGUUCGAGAAGGAUAAACUCGUGUUCUUGUUCCUUAUCACUUUGCAGGUAUUACAAAUUGAGGGCAAGGUAGAUCCAAAGGAAUUGGACUUCCUGCUGAAGUAUGCUGUCGCGCCCGUAAGCUCACCUUACUCUUGGCUGUCUAAUAAUUCUUUUGGUGGCAUUGUGGCGCUCUCCAAGAUGGACGCUUUCGAAAACCUGGAUAAGGACAUUGAAGGGGCCGCAAAAAGAUGGCAGAAGUAUACAGAUGGCGAGGCUCCGGAACGAGACAAGUUGCCGGGCGAGUGGAAGAACAAAACAUCGUUGCAGCGACUCUGUAUCCUGCGCGCCCUAAGGCCUGACCGCAUGUCAUAUGCUUCUGGUGCGUUCUGUGAAGAAAACCUUGGAACGAAGUACGUUGAAGCGAGAACUCCAUCCUUGGAGAAAUCAUUCGAAGAGAGCACGUGUACAACACCUAUGUUCUUCAUUCUAUCGCCAGGAGUUGAUCCGUUGAAGGAUGUGGAAAAAUUGGGUCGUAAGCUCGGUUUCUCAACGGACAAAAGGAAUUUCCACAUUGUGUCGCUGGGGCAAGGCCAGGAAGUGGUCGCCGAAGAGGCAAUGGGCGUGUCCGCAGUGAAUGGCCAUUGGGUCAUCUUGCAGAAUGUGCAUCUGGUGGCUAAGUGGUUGGCCACUCUGGAGAAGAAGAUGGAGGAGACUUUCGAAAAUCCUCUUCCAGAUUAUAGACUGUUCUUAAGCGCAGAACCGGCAGCUGACGCCGCUUACCAUAUCAUCCCCCAAGGAAUUUUGGAAUCUGCUAUCAAAAUAACAAACGAACCUCCCAUUGGAAUGUGGGCUAACUUACAUAAGGCUCUUGACAACUUCAGUCAAGAGACCCUGGAAAUGUGCAGUAAGGAAGCGGAGUUCAAGGCUGUACUGUUUGCGCUGUGUUAUUUCCACGCUGUGGUCGCCGAACGGCGGAAAUUCGGCCCGCAAGGAUGGAACAGGGUGUACCCAUUCAACUUCGGAGACCUAACGAUAUGCGUGUACGUGCUAUUCAAUUACCUGGAGGCCAAUCCUCGGGUGCCCUGGGAAGAUCUUAGAUAUCUCUUCGGUGAGAUCAUGUACGGUGGACAUAUCACAGAUGAUUGGGACAGAAGGCUGUGUCGGACCUUCCUGCUAGAAUACAUGCAGCCAGAACUUGUGGAUGGUGAAUUGACGCUUGCGCCAGGAUUCAUAUCACCUCCAAACUCGGAUUACGUGGGAUACCACCAGUACAUAGAUGACUUCUUGCCUGACGAGACCCCGUAUCUUUACGGAUUGCAUCCUAACGCCGAGAUUGGCUACUUAACCACGGUGUCUGAACGACUUUUUAAGGUUGUGUUUGAAAUGCAACCACGGGAUGCUGGUGCUCAAGCGGGCGGCGGAGCAAGCAAGGAAGAAAUGGUUCGGACGAUCUUGGACGAUAUUAUGGACCGGGUGCCAGAGCCGUUCAACCUUCAAGAACUGAUGGGCAAGGUGGAGGAGCUAACCCCCUUCACAAUCGUAGCAUUGCAGGAGUGCGAGCGGAUGAACCGGCUCAUGGGAGAGAUCAGACGAUCUCUGAAGGAGUUGGAGCUGGGUCUCAAGGGAGAGCUGACAAUCAGCAGCGAUAUGGAAAAAUUAAUGGAGUCACUGUUUAUGGAUCACGUGCCGGAAUCGUGGACGAAACUAGCCUACCCCAGUCUACUUGGGCUCGCCGCGUGGUUCUCAGACUUGUGUCUACGUCUCACUGAGCUUGAGAACUGGUCCGGGGAUUUUAAUUUACCCCCGGCGGUGUGGCUGGCGGGCUUCUUCAACCCGCAGUCAUUCCUGACGGCCAUCAUGCAACAGACGGCGCGUAAGAAUGAGUGGCCGCUUGACAAGAUGUGCCUCAACUGUGACGUCACCAAGAAGAAUAGGGGAGAUUUCAAUGCUCCUCCACGCGAAGGGGCAAACAUUCACGGUCUAUACAUGGAAGGCGCGCGAUGGGACACGGCAACCGGCGGCAUAGUUGAGUCGUACAUGAUGGAACUGUUCCCGAUGAUGCCCGUCAUCUACAUCAAGGCAGUCACUCAGGACAAACAGGACACGCGCAAUGUUUACGAGUGCCCGGUAUAUAAAGUUCGAAUGCGAGGCCCUACAUUUGUGUGGACGUUCAACUUGAAGACGAGGGAUAAACCAACUCGCUGGACUCUCGCCGGCGUCGCUUUGCUCCUGGGAGUGUAGAUGCCUCAAUAUCUAGUACUGCUACGUUAUAACGCUCAUACUUCUAUCGAAAUAUACCCACUAGUGUUGUUAUUAUUAAUACUUUUUUUUACUUUUACUUCUAUUGAUACUACUGUUUUUCAUUACCUAUAAGUCUUAGGAUUGAUUUAAGUUAAUCAUAUCUCAAAUUCACUUUAAUCAUUGCUUUGCAUGUGAAUCGAUUUUUUUUCUCAAGUUUCUUUCCUGCUUAUUCUGUAACUUAAUCGUUUUAAUGUAUAGCAAUA
Maniola jurtina (meadow brown) is the source of this 14340-nucleotide messenger RNA. Its product is annotated as dynein beta chain, ciliary-like. Lineage: Eukaryota; Metazoa; Arthropoda; Insecta; Lepidoptera; Nymphalidae. Gene Ontology annotation, molecular function: dynein light intermediate chain binding; ATP binding; minus-end-directed microtubule motor activity. Gene Ontology annotation, cellular component: dynein complex. Gene Ontology annotation, biological process: microtubule-based movement. The record is from RefSeq and is a predicted model, not a curated record. Bases 311 to 14077 code for a protein of 4588 amino acids. The transcript has 83 exons.